CCACUUUUUUUUUACUUGUGUGCACCUGUUUACCACUCUGUCUGCGAUGUUGGGUGAAUGGUAGAUCAAUAUGAAACCAAACAGCUUGUUGUUUCAGCAUAAUGCAGUUUUCGCGACUGAUAUUUAAAACGUAAAUUAAAGUAGCUGCGUGGUGUGUGCCUCUAAUCCAACAUGUGUGUUCUUUCAAACGUCCUUUGUUUGCUUUGGGUGAGGAUGACUUCAUCUUUUUGUUUUGACAAUAUAUGGAAUUAGUAUCGGCAAUAAUACAUCGCCAUUACUUUUUACUUUAGUUGUUUUGUUAGACUUUUAGACUCAGAACUAAACUUUGAAGGUGUUUUUCUUAUGUAGUAUAAAUGUAGUAAAAACUGUAAUUACACUCAAAGCCUGCAUUUCCAUUCUGGAUUAACUGGUUAGUUGACUUGACUAAAGUUUGUAACCAGUUAAAUAUUUGAAGUUUUAUGGGAGAUAAUCAUGAGUCACUUUAUUUUUAUUUUGUUAGUGGGGAUUAAAAAAAAAGGCCGUUUGGUUGAUUUGAGUUAUGGAAAUGUGGCAUUUGCAUCCAGGGACAAGAGUACAAUUAAUAUGAUCUCAUGUCAGGUGCUCGUAGGUUUACAAACGUUCAAACAGAAUGUGACGAGUAUCCAUUACACCCAUAAAAGCCAGUUAACGCGACUGCUUGAUGCAUAUAAAAGCUCCAAACAUGAAGGAAGUAAAGGAUAACUCGUCAUCCCCUUUUCAUAUCUGCUUUUCCUCUUCGUUUAUAACGUGGACUUUCUCCCUGGCACAAGCGCCACCUGUGCAGGUCACAUGAUCUGCUAUUUACACAACUUGUUUUAUGAACGUUGGGAGUCAGGAAGAGGUAAAACAGAAGCACGCAAAGCUUUUUAUCUGCUCAUUAAAAUGGAAACUGUGCGUGUUUAUCUCAGAAAAACACAAUGGUGGAACAAACGAGACGCCCAAAUCCUGCGGUGACGCCCCAGGCUGGACCUGGAGGGGUGGACACCAGCGCCCUGUUGGACAUGAACCGCAGGAUCAGGGACAGGGAUUCAAGGGUCGUGGGUCGCCAGUUGGCCAUCAUUGGAGACAGGUUAGACCGGGAGUGGACUAGGACAAACCCAAACUGGCCACCGACUCCUCUACACCUGCUGAGACCUGUCCAGACCCUGACACGGACCAUCUACCGGGAUGUUCACAGUCACAUGUGGACAUUUCGGGGCCUGUUUGCGGCUGUGAAGGCCUGGAUAGUGAGCACCAUGCCUGGCCAGGGAAACCCGACAGCUGAGGCCUUGACAGCCUGGGGGUCCAGUUUCAAACCGGCGACCUGCCCUGGCUGGACCGCAGGAGCUCUUGUGGCUGUUGCGCUGUUGGCUGCAGCCAGCGUUUUCAGUGCACUCUGGGUGGAAGCGAAAGCCUAAAGAGGCGACGAGUGAGCCUUUGCUUCAGCUAAUGAGUUAAAAUUACUCCUGAUUUGUGUUUCUGCUGUUUACUCUGACUUCUCUUUUUUUUUUUUUUUUACUAUUCUAAGAUGCGGUGUUGGAAGUUGGCACUGAAGGCAGUGAACAACUUCCUGGGUGAGGUAAACAAAAACAAGUAAGGAUAAAAACAUGCGAGGAGUGGCUUCGAUCCGUUUUACAGAGGUUGCUCUGGUUUUUGUAGCAGAGGAAGUUGGUUCACAGUUGUAUUAUUGUCAAAAGGAAAAGUUUCUCGUGACUCGACUGUUGCUGGCCUGCAGUCCUUUUGUUGUUUCUUACUGGUUUAAGAGGCCAAGAUUUUUACAUACGACACGUAGCCUUGCUUGUGAUAAAAUGAUGGGAGCUGGACUUUCUGUUGCCGAUUUGGGAAUGCUUUUUUCAUGUGACGCAAAUAAACUUUAGAAUGACAGAA
This is a messenger RNA of Nothobranchius furzeri (turquoise killifish), 1884 nucleotides long. Lineage: Eukaryota; Metazoa; Chordata; Actinopteri; Cyprinodontiformes; Nothobranchiidae. The record is from RefSeq and is a predicted model, not a curated record.